AAAUUAUUUUAGAAUUAAAAUAAUUUAAUUUAUUUUUUCUCAAAUUGUUGCUCGUUAAUUACCGUCUGCUAGUUUAUUAAAUUGUCGUCUGUUUUCGUAGAUAAACGUGUCAUCGAUAUUUUUACACUUGGCUGAUCUGAACUGGUUCCUAUUGAUACUGGUACCCAGUCGAUAUAAUAUAAAUACCAAUAAUCUCGUGCAGUUCUCUCACAUUUUGCUAGCUACACCGUCGGUAACGUCAAAACUAUUUACAUGUUUUGAUUUAUCAUCGCAAUGCCUCGUGGUCAAAGGCGGGAACUGAUAUUUCGAAGGAAUCCUUGCAACAGAAAUAUUCUGCAGUAUGCUCCUCAGGACAAUGGCAAGAGGGAUGCUAGGUGCAGAUGCUUUAGAAGAGAAUGUUGUUGACGGUGUUACCAAUCUUCUGCCGAUAUACUCAGAAAGCCCCGGAACUGUAUCGUUCGGUGAUGUAAGCUGUUUCUGUCAAGUGCCAUAUCACAGACGACUACCAUCUCUUCUGCGAGAGAAAGCCUUCAAUCUAUGGAACAGUCAGAAUCCCCAGAUACCCCGCCAGUUCCUGAUGAAAAAAAAUUCACGGUACAAAUAUUUAACAAAUUUUUCACCAACCAACUUUGUUCGCUCGGAUAUGGUGGCUGUUGUUGAGAGGUUGUACCGAAUUAUGAUUGUUUCCGGGAAAUCUACCCUUACCUUUUAUCUUUUACUAUUUGUUAGUUGCAUGUCUUUUUCGGGAAUACUUGAUAUUGACAAUAGCCAUAUUGGACAGUACUGCGUGGUAUCGUACGAUGGUCGGCCAUAUCCUGGCAUUAUUCAAGACGUUGACACAACUGACUUCGAGUUGAAUGUCGUGCAUUUCGUUGGCGAGAACCUUUUUGUCCGAACCGAAGUGACGAUGUUCCCUAGUACAACCUUGAACAGUUCAUAAUUCUGAUUUCACCACCCUGAAAGUUGACUCGGCACUUUGACAUUCAGAAAGAUAUAUGGAAGAAAAUAAAAGACUAUCUAAACAUAUGAGGUACAUAGGUGACUUGGCACAAUCAUGUUAAUAAAUGAUAGAAAAUAUAUAGCGAACAAUAACUGCACUGUAAAAAUACGCCUGAAAAGGGAUUCAAGGGAUUUAAGGUUGUUAGAAGCAGUAUUUUAUUAUUGUUAAUGACGGUUUGUUAGAGAUUGUUCUGUAUUUUGUUAUCUUUUCUUCAGUAAUUGAGUUGGUCCUGAGCAAAUCUUCAGAGUGUUGUCAGGUUUAAGUCUUAAAUAUGUUGCAAAGGUAUACACUGUUAGUCUGAAAAGGAUUUCAAUGGUGUUAACCCUUAAACGCUAGACUAUGUUAGGCACAGACCAGCUUAGGCGCAGACAGUCGGCAAGCAACCAUGCCAGCUGAUCAGGGUCUAAACAGUUUGCUGCUUAAUCAGUAAAUAAUGUAUCUGUGUCUAAGCAACGAGAUCAAAGGCAAGGUUGUGGGCAGGCUGAUCUGCUCGCAAAGGCCUACACAAUCCAGCGGUUUAAGGGUUAAAAUCAUUAUCUAUGUAUUGUAAAUGAUAGUUUGUUGUUUGAUAAUGAAUCUUUUCGGCUGUACCUGUCGUUGGUCUGAGCAAUCAAUGUAGCCUAGAACUGGUUGUGAAGGUGUAAAAUGUAAGCCUGGAAAAAGGUCUAGAGUUUUUUUAUUGUUCAUCACUCAAGCUAAAUGACAGUUUAUAUUGUUCGUAGUAAAUGAGGUUGGCACUGAGAAAAACU
Mercenaria mercenaria is the source of this 1749-nucleotide messenger RNA. RefSeq lists its product as uncharacterized. The record is from RefSeq and is a predicted model, not a curated record. The transcript has 2 exons. The coding region runs from base 341 to 940 and encodes 199 amino acids. Lineage: Eukaryota; Metazoa; Mollusca; Bivalvia; Venerida; Veneridae.